Messenger RNA from Castor canadensis (American beaver), 936 nucleotides. RefSeq names its product Putative serine protease 46 (gene Prss46). Gene Ontology annotation, biological process: proteolysis. The record is from RefSeq and is a predicted model, not a curated record. NCBI's taxonomy places the organism in Eukaryota, Metazoa, Chordata, Mammalia, Rodentia, Castoridae. Gene Ontology annotation, molecular function: serine-type endopeptidase activity.
AUGGCAUGCAGACCAGGAGAUGUUCAGGACCUUCUUAACUCCCCACUUCCUUCUGCCAGAGUUGAUCCCUAUGUGGAAGGGUCAUGGUUACAGGCCUGCGGUCAGACCAACAUAACCUGCAAGGUGGUGAAGGGUAAAGUGGAGGAGGUAGGCAAGUGGCCAUGGCAGGUGAGUAUCUUCUUUCUGGGAAUGUACACCUGCAGUGGCUCCCUCAUCCACCGCCAGUGGAUCCUCACUGCUGCACAUUGCUUACAAAGAUCCAAGGACCCCACCCAUUACUCCGUGGUGUUAGGAGCCCAGCGCAUCCCAGACAACAGCACUCAGCUCCUGCUCACAAACCUCGUGAUUCAUGACCAUUUCAACAAUAGGAUGUCCAAUGACAUCGCCCUCCUGAAGCUCAGAGACCCUAUCUUCUGGUCCCCCCUCAUCCAACCCAUCUGCCUCCCUACCAACAAUUUCAAGCCAAUCAUAGGCAGCAUAUGCUGGGUCAUCGGGUGGGGACACAAAGGGAGAAAAGAGACCUCAGAGAGCCCCUACAAUGUCCAGGAUUUGUCUGUCAGGAUAAUAAACAAUGACAUCUGUAAUCACCGGUACCAGUUCCUCCUGUCAAUGAACCAGAAGCAGUUCAUCGGCAAUGACAUGCUGUGCGUCAACCCAGAAUUGGGCUCUGACACUUGUAAGGACACCUCUGGCAGUUCCCUCGCCUGCAAAGUGAACAACACCUGGAUCCAGAUGGGGGUGGUGAGCUGGAGCUUUGGCUGUGGCCAGCGCCGGUUCCCCAGCAUCUACACCAGCACCUCUUCCUUCACCCAUUGGAUCAAGAAGCAGGUCACCGACUUGAGGUUCACCAGUAGGGCUGGCCCUUCCUUCCUGAGCCCAGUCAUUCUCACUGGCUACAUUCUGCUGGUCUCCUUGGGCUCCCUGUGGCUCCUGUGA